Sinocyclocheilus rhinocerous is the source of this 402-nucleotide messenger RNA. RefSeq names its product claudin-23-like. Lineage: Eukaryota; Metazoa; Chordata; Actinopteri; Cypriniformes; Cyprinidae. Gene Ontology annotation, cellular component: bicellular tight junction; membrane. The annotation marks the transcript as partial. The transcript has a single exon. Gene Ontology annotation, molecular function: structural molecule activity. The record is from RefSeq and is a predicted model, not a curated record.
GAGCUGACCAGCACCGUGGCACCAGCCUGGCGCACGAUCAACAACAUCCCGGGGGAACCCAGCGACCUGGUCCUCCAGCAAGGAUUAUGGGACAUCUGCAGGACUUUCACAUCGUCCCGGGAUAUUCUGUGCAACCAGCAGGACACGCAGUACUUCAGCGCCCAGAUCAUCCAGAUCGCCAGAGGUCUGAUGCUGUCGUCGCUCAUUCUCAAUGUCAUUGCCAUCGGCGUGGCAGCAGUCGGAGUCCGAUGCUGGACUGAGAAACCGCUCUGGACGGUCGCUGGGGUCGGAGGUCUCCUCAUCUUCAUCUCAGGGGUCCUCACCAUCAUCCCAGUGGCGUGGUACACUCACACCAUGACCUCCAUCUUCUCCGCAUCCACCGAUGUUCGUGUGGGAUACUGC